AACACAUUUUCUACUAUGACAAAUCGCCAAAAACCAGGGCGCCAUCCCUCAAGCAGCUCCCCUGGGCAUCCUUCUCUGCCCAGGCCCCAGGAGACUAGCAGCGACCAGGCCUUGGGCGCUGUGUUUCCAUGGCAACUCCAAGACCCAGCAACACCCAUGAAGAGCGCCAUGAUUUCCGCCCAGCGCCAGCUGGCCUGGGAGCUCACUGCUGCACAGAAACGAAACUCAUUUGGAUCAUGUCAAGAGAAGAAAAUAUUCCCCUGUUUUCAUGCUGCAGACCGUUUAGGCAAUGAGUAUGUACCAAUUAAAGGUGAUCCUGAUCGUGGACCUGGAGCUUAUAACCAUGCAGAGAGAAACACUCUUCUAUAUCAUCUGGUUAACAAACCAGAGAGUACUAAAGGUUACACCAUGGGAGCAAGAACAGCCCCACGUUUUGGACUCAUUAAAAAGCCUGUGGUUCCUGACCCUGCAGAGUACCAGGCAGCAUGGAUCAAACAGCACAAGCACAGGCCUGCAUUUGCUCCAUUUAGCAGCCACUCACCACGAUUUUCAGAUAAGCUUCUGGAUAAAGACUUUUUCCCCGGACCUGGAACUUAUGAUCCAAACAAGAUACCACACAGGCAUGUCACUUGGCCAGGGAGAUUUGGGUCCCCAGACUGGGAUUUAGUACCAAUGCCAGAAAAAAGAACCUUCAAAGCUGAGCUGCUUACAGACAAAGAAUUCAAGAAGCAUCGGAACCUAGUGGCAUACCUGAGCAUAUAUUACAGUGACUGAUUCUUCUGACUGGAGUCUUUCCUGUUCUGUAUACUGUUAGACAAAUCUGGAGCAAUGACUACUUUUGUUCUUAAUUUCAUUUAAUAACUAGGCUGCUUCAUAAACAGCUGGUUUGUUACUCUUCUAAAUGCUUCAUAUCUUCCUAAUUUGAUUGUCUGGUAAAAAGUAUUAUGUCAGCUCUCCUCUUCCACAGAUUGAAACAUCUAUGGAUGGCACCGCCUGGUUGUUCCCAGUGGUGGUGCGUGCACACUGCCACACCAACAUGGUUGUGUGCACAGCACAUGCCGUUGAAAUAAACAGGAUUUUAGGAUCUAUGAAUAUUGCUAUCUGCUGGGGCUCUGGAACAGAACCCCUCAUUGAUAGAAAGAGCCAACUGUAAUUCAUUUUAUACAAAAUAUUCACAGCCGUGAAGCUUUUAAAGAGGCUUCAAAAGCCAGGGUACUGGUGAUUUGUAGUUGCCAUGCCAGACCUUCAGUUUCUCUUCCCCAAGCCACAUGAGUCAAUCCUCCUAUUUGCAGUCAGGGUACACAAACACUAAUCAAUACUCAAAUACUGUAUGCACUUUCUCAUUCUUACUCUGUGUGCCAGCUUUAAAAUACCUUGCCAACACUUUGAAGCUAGAAAUUGAGGUCACAGUGCCCAUAAAUUAUGUGACAGAGUUCUUACCGAAACAACACAACCUGGUAAAAUACCAGGAUCCAGAAUCUCUUUCACUACUCACCUGCUGCACCUCCCAAUGCUCCUUUGAGCACAGAGAAGUAAUCUACCUUGUCUGUCCUCAAUGUGGCUGAGGGCAGAACUAAAGCCUAGUUCCAUUGUGUUCAAUUAUUUUCUGGCAAUAUAAUAUCAGUUACACUCACAAACACACAGAGAGAGAUUGUUUCUUCCUUUGUUGCCAAAAUGACAUGGGAUGGUUUCAUAUCUAAAAAAUAAACCAUUGUUUCCCACUGCAAGAGGGCUUCUGCUGUUUCCUCCUUCUCCUUUCCCACUCAUGAAGAGGCUCUUUUGACUUGAAAGUAAUCAGUUUCUGAUGAUGUCAAAACAUAAAUUACAAACAAGCCAGGAAACCAUGGUUUAAUCCUACCUUACUGUGAUUAGCCACAGUUCAAAGAAAGCAUAGUUACCCCAAUUGUGACAUCACAAUUCAUUUAAAGUCAAAAACAGAGCUUUCAGUCUUCUUGUAACACAACAGAGGGGGAAAGGGGAAUUGGAAAGUAUAUGAUUGAGCAUAAAAGGCCAAGACUCUCCAUGGCUUGUUUUCAUAUGAGGAACACAUGGUUUUAUGUUAUACCUGACUUGAGCCAAAAGUACUGUACUAGGAGCAUAAGUUUGCAAUCCCCCCUCUUGCCCCAGAAACUAUACAGCAUAAGAGGAUUGUAAUAUGAACACCUGCAAACCUACCCAUACAAUUUGUACCUUGUGCUAAUACACUACCAUCAUACCACACUGUUUGAUGCUUAGAAUAUUUCAGUGUGUUAGCUAGAAAUACUUCCACAUUAAAAAAUCUCUCCAAAACCACCCUAUAAAUGGCUCUUACAGGUUUCCUUAAAUAUUCUUGAUGCUUUGAAAUAAUUGGUUUUCACUUGAAACAUUUCUCACAAAGGCUUUGUUAUUCCAGAGGGGCCACAUUCCCAUUUUUCUUAUAUGUUGCCUUGUACAUCUUGCAAAACAGUGGAUUCAGAUUAGACAGCCCAUAGAAUCAUCUGCCUCAAGAAAGUAAACAUAUUUUGUCAGUUACCAAAAAAACAACCUUAAAGUCAAAUAAUUUCAGACUUUACAGCAUAAAGCCUGUGUCUCCCUAUUUUAUUCAUUCAUGUCCCUUCUUAUUAUUGUAAUUAUUCAUUGACUGUUAAUGACCAAUUUCUUUGUCUUGCUUCACUAAAAUAUAAUAAAGGUGAUAUCAGAAAGUCAGUGUGA
Molecule: messenger RNA, 2691 nt
Organism: Sceloporus undulatus (fence lizard)
Lineage: Eukaryota; Metazoa; Chordata; Lepidosauria; Squamata; Phrynosomatidae
Gene: CIMAP3
Product: primary cilia formation
Exons: 7
Coding region: 16-774 (252 amino acids)
Biological process (GO): regulation of cell projection organization
Cellular component (GO): ciliary basal body
Molecular function (GO): cytoskeletal protein binding
Source: RefSeq, a predicted model, not a curated record